Messenger RNA from Maudiozyma barnettii, 2397 nucleotides. It is a transcript of the gene VID27, whose product is annotated as Vid27p. The coding region runs from base 1 to 2397 and encodes 798 amino acids. The transcript has a single exon. Gene Ontology annotation, cellular component: cytoplasm; nucleus. Lineage: Eukaryota; Fungi; Ascomycota; Saccharomycetes; Saccharomycetales; Saccharomycetaceae. Gene Ontology annotation, molecular function: protein binding. The record is from RefSeq and is a predicted model, not a curated record.
AUGAAUCUUAUUAAAAAAUUCAUGGAUCAAGGAAAUAAAUCAGAUUUACUGACUCUACCAUCUGGGGAGUUUGAUCUAUUAAGAUCAAAGAAAUCACCAAGGUCAUCGCUGGAAUGUAUUUACAGCGAUGCCUCAUUAUCAAUUAGGGAUGCAGGAAAAUUUCGUUACGAAUUGAUUGUUAAAAAAGUCUCUGACGAUGGUGAUACUAUCCUAGGUGAAGACGAUGAAGAUUUUUCAGAUGAUACCAGAAGUGUUUUAUCUGUUCAAUCAAAGAAAAAAGAAGAAGAAUGGUCAUUUUCCUUUUCUAAGGAUCUUGCAUUUUUGAAAACUUGGACUAAGAAAGGAGACGUUGCAUUUGUUUGGAAAAAUUUGAAUGGAGAUGAACUAGGUGAGAAAGUUCAAUUUGUAUUAUCUCAUGAUGUACAGCAUCAUGAUAUUGAAAGAUUUUUGGACGCGAUAUAUUGUUGUUAUUAUGAGUCUAAGUAUCAAAGACCUUCUUUGAGUGCAUCACCAGAAAUAAUGAAAGAGAUUGAACUUAUAUGUAAUACAGCAAGUGCAGUUUCAGAAGAUGACAGUGAUAGUGAUGAUAAUAUUCCCUCGGUUGAUAGAUAUGAUGGUUCUGAUCAUGAAGAGUUUACAGAUGCCAAUGAUUCAAUGGGUGCAAUUCGUAAUUCUCAAUCGAAAAAUUCCUUGAUACCUAAGAGGGCUCCAUCACCUCCUCAAAACGUACCAGAUGGGAAGCAAUUUUUAUUAUUGAACGCCGACCUUUAUCUAUUCGAUCCGAUGGCUGAAAAAUUUUUAAAACAAGAAAGCUCAUUAAAAGUUAGUAUUAUCGAUGUGGGUUCUUACAAUUACUGGCUAUCAGUUGAAGGGAAAGACAACAGACUAGGUACCGAUAUUUCUGCAAAUAUUAAUCCUACAUUCGAAUCCUCUAAAAAAUCAUUUGUUUUCAACUAUACGUUCGAAAAUAUUACUUUAUCAUAUAUGUUAAGAUUUAUUGAUGUUAAGGAUUUCAAAAAAUUCCGUUCAACUUGGACAGAAACCGUCUGGAUGUCUUUGAAUAGAGACGAUUGGAACACCCUACCUGCCAUAGAAAAAGAGUACAUCAACGAUCCAGCUGAUUCUCUGACACAACAAUUAGACGACAUACUACAUAUCGAUGGAAGAAAUGAAGGACGUUCUGAAUCUGCUAUUGAUAGUUCUAGUUCUGAAGAAGACGAAGACGAAGACGAUAACAGCGAGUAUUCUUCUACACUAUUGUCAUCAACAAGUUUUGGUGAAGACAAUAAGUCUGUUUUAAGUGGGAAAAAUUCUACACGUGGUAAUCAAUCUCUUACGGUUUCUUCGAAAAACAAUAGAUCUUAUGUUAUUAGAGAUAAUAAGAUUGGUGUUUUCAAGACAGGUGAUGACCUGGAGUUUGUCACAACCAUCAAAAAUGUUACAAAUUUGAAAGGUGAUUCGUUUACUCCAUUAACCCCCAUGAUGUAUAUGGAAGAUUCUUCGAUGAUUCUAUCAGAUUCUCUAAACAAGAACAAAUUAUAUAAAAUGGAUCUGAAUAGAGGUUCUAUUGUUGAAGAAUGGGGUACAGGUGAUAAAGAUGUUGUCCAAUAUGGUCCAACAAAGAAAUUCGAUCAGUUAACAGCUGAACAAACCUUUGUGGGGGUUUCUUCUAAUGGAAUGUUUAAGAUUGAUCCAAGAAUAAGCAGUGGAAAUAAAAUUGCUGUCGAUCAAUCCAAAGAAUAUAAGAGUAAAUGUAACUUUAGUUCCAUUAGUACCACGGAGAGUGGGUAUGUUGCAGUUGGUUCUGAAAAGGGGGAUAUAAAAUUGUUUGAUCGUUUAGGUAUUCGUGCCAAGACAGCUAUACCUUCCUUGGGUGAACCAAUUAGGCAUAUGUGUACAUCGGCAGAUGGUAGUUGGCUAUUAGUAACUUGUGAUAAUAUGUUAAUGUUAAUGGAUCUUACUGUGAAAACUGGGAAGAAUCAAGGCUCAGUUGCUUUCUUGAAAUCAUUCCCGGCUGCUGAAAAUGCAAAGACUUAUAUUUUAAAGAUAAGUCCGGAGCAUGCUAGUUACAUGAUGACAUAUAUGAAAAAACCAAUUGUGUUCAGUAAAGCUUACUUCAAUACAGGUAUUGGUAAAACUGAGGAUUCUAUCCUAACGUCCACGGGUCCCUUUGCCAUUACAUGGUCUAUCAAAAGUAUAAUACAACAGGUUGAUAAGCCUUAUUCCGUAAAGAGAUAUGCAUCUGAUGUAGUUGAAGAUAAUUUUGAAUUCGGUUCUAAUAAAAAAGUGAUUGUUGCUUUGAAAGAUGAUGUUUCAAUGGCGAAGAUUAGAUCUUUCAAAAAACCAAAUAAAAAUAUAUUAAUUCCAAAGGAAACCAUAGACGAAUUUUAUCAAUGA